Messenger RNA from Osmia bicornis bicornis, 4603 nucleotides. Its product is annotated as VWFA and cache domain-containing protein 1. The transcript has 9 exons. Gene Ontology annotation, molecular function: voltage-gated calcium channel activity. Gene Ontology annotation, cellular component: voltage-gated calcium channel complex. The record is from RefSeq and is a predicted model, not a curated record. Lineage: Eukaryota; Metazoa; Arthropoda; Insecta; Hymenoptera; Megachilidae. Bases 416 to 3922 code for a protein of 1168 amino acids.
AUGAAAUCUUUUGUUGUAAUUCAUUAAUCGUAGUUCUAAUUUUUGUCAAAUAAUUGAUUUCAUUAAUUUAUCUAUUUUUGAAAUGAAAAAUCUCGGCUAUCCAUUACAUUUUUUGCACUGCAGCGCAAUAGCGCAUUAUUUCAUGUAUAAUAUUUAGAAUAACAUUUAAAAAUAAGAAAGGAGAAUCGAAGGUUUAUAAAACCACAAGAUAAUAUUGAGAAUACUAAGGACAUAUCGGUUGGGUUUCAGUUAGAAAGUAAUAGGACUAGGAAAGUAAUAUUUCCAGUUGUAUACUUGUCAACCUUGUUUGUGGUGGUCGCGUCGGUAUGGCGGCAUAACGAAUUUUUAAGGUGAAUUCUGAGCCGCUAAUGUCAGUAACAAACGGUGCAUUUAAAUUAUUCGUACCGUUGACAGAAUGAUCGUCGAUAGGAUUUUGCAUUUGGGAUUCAUCGUGACAGUGUUUCUGAAUUUGUACACUAUAGCCGAAGAUGAUUCGACUACUGACUCAAAAUGUCAGUUCGGUAAAACAUUACGAAAACAGGUGAAUCCGGAACCAUUGAAUGGAACAUGUUUACGAGAUAUCGUGGUCCGAUUGUCAAACGAGUUUCGGUCGAUCACAGAUUCGGAGCUCGGUUUAAAAUCCUUCGAGAUAUUGCUUAACGAAAUGGAAUUUGUAAAUGUUUCAAGGAGUUUGAACAGCAAGCUAAAUUUAUUGACCGAUAAAUUAAACAAGAAACUAUCGUCCUACGCGGAACUUCUUAAACAAAGUUACCACGUUGUAGAGCCGAUUUUAACGAAGAAUGAAGAUCAAUUCAUUUAUUCUGGAUCUUUAAGUGGAUUAGAUAUCAUAUCAAAUGGGUUGUCUGAUUUUUGCUCACAGAUUGCUCAAGCUCUGGCAAUUAAUAUAAGAAGUCAGGAAUGGAAGAACUUACAUCUGUUACCUUUUAUGUAUCCUGUUACUAUGUGCGGUCCACCCAGUGCAGGUCACAAUAUUGGACCUCUUUUGUUGUCCCAGUAUUGUCCAAACAAAAAAGUUUUAUUGCUACUUGAGCAUGGCAUGUUCAUGUCUGAAGGGGAUAUUACUUUAGCUCAGAUAACUGCAGAGACAAUAAUUGACAUGCUGUCUCAGUCAGACCAUAUUAAUGUUAUUGGUCUCUCUAGCAAUAAUUCUAUAUAUUGUAAAGAUGGUUUAUUGAAAGCAACAGAUGUCAAUAAGUUUCAGUUAGCACGCUAUAUUCACAGCUUAAUCAGGACAGAAACAAAUGAUACAUUGGAAUUUAAUUUCAACAAAUUGCUGCAAAAUGUAAAGGGUGAAAUAGUAUUUAUACAUUUGACUAAUGUACUUAAAGCUACUUUGCCCAUAAAGAAGAUAAAAAGCAUGAUAUCUACAGGGAAAGUGAAUGGUUACUUAAGAACAGUUCUGAUUCUUUCAGAUCAAGAGGCACAUACAAAUGAUAACAAGUACAAUAGUAGUAUUUUAACUCUUCCAACACAGAAUAUGCUUGGUUAUGAAAUAUCAAAAUUAUUCUCUGAUUUGAAAUGUUCAGGAGAACAUAAAAAAGAUUAUUACCUGUCUGAUCCAUAUUUUGACUUGUAUAGUAAAACAAUGACUUUAUCUAUUGGACAUAUUACAGACAAAGCACUGAUAUCUUUAGAUAUUAAAUUACGAAAUUUUCUUGAUGACAUAACAUAUUUUAAUGCCGGUUUCCAUAUAUAUGCUAUAUUAUUUGAUAGCAAAGGUACAGUUUGGAUUCAUAAAGAUUUUCCGCGAAUGGAAAUGAUGAUGGAUCAACCCUUCAAAGUUAACUUGCAUCACAUUGAAAAUAUUAGUCCUGAGACCGUAAAUACGAUGAUUCAGCAAUACGAAGGUGUUCUAAAUAUGAAAACAAGAUUAGGAGAACAGAAAUGGUAUAGAUGGAAACAUUUGGCCUAUAAAGAUCUGAUAGUAUGUUUGGUGUCAGCAACUAAUGAAAGUGUAAUACCUGUUGCAAAAUUAGUGCCAACGUCAUCGACAAAUAUUUUGCAUCAUCGUCUCGACCUACUGUUACAUAGUAUUACCGAUAAAAGUAUUCUAUGUACCUACCACAACAAACUUUUAACUUUGUCAACAGGAGUGGUUUAUCUUUCUCCAUGGUGUUUCCAGUCACCAGUAGAACAGUUGAAAUUAUUGGAAACCGGGCCUGCUGUAACUGUUCAAAGUUACAUGGCGUAUCUAAAAGAUUUAACAGGUGUCUUAGCUAAUCCUGGCCUUCAUCAGUCUGUUAGACCAGAUGUAGCCACGUUGACUCAAAUAUUAGGGCACUUUAAAGAUAGACACACAGGAAGUGCUUUAAAUAAAUUUAUAAUAAGAAGAUAUAUUACUGGGACUGUGAGCGGAGUCUUAGAAAUAUACCCAGGAAUCAUGCUUGAUUCUAGUUUUGAUCCUAAAAGACGAAUGUGGUAUGGGAAAUCAUUGGAAUAUCCUGGAAAAUUAAUCUUUACACCUCCUUAUUUGAGCGCAGGUGGUUCUGGAUACGUUAUUACUUUGAGUCGUACAGUUCAUCGUAAUUCAGAAUCCAGAACAAACGAUGUUGCUGUAGCAGUUCUCUCUAUGGACGUAACAAUGGGUUUCAUUGCUAGGCUCUUAAAAGAAAUGUUUCCAUUUUGCAAUAAUGUUACAGUGAAAUGUUUCCUAAUGGAUGACAAAGGAUACUUGGUAUCUCAUCCAGCAUUGUUAGAACCAGUCGGAAAGAUUGAACAACAACAUUUGACGCAUAAAGAACUGUUAGUUGCAAAUGAUAUAUUGAAUCAUGAAUUCUUUGUAAAAAAGAAAGCAUGUGCAAAUUAUUUAGAUGGUACUGUACAAAGAUACUAUCAGUUUAACACUUCCCUCAAUGAAGUACUUACGAAUAUCGUCCAUGGUGAGCAUUGUGUCAAGUACCAAGUAGCAGCUGUACCUGGAACAAAUGUAUUUUUGGGAGUAGUUAACAUAACUUGCAAUUUAUUGAGAGCAUUCUGUCCGUGCAGCACUAUGGAUCGUUCGUGUUUGAAUUGUAAAAGAAUGGAACAAACGGAGUGCGAAUGUCCCUGUGAAUGUGCUUUAUAUUUUUCAAACUGUGCGGAGUAUAAUAUGCACGAUAUGCGUGAUCUCGAACCCUGUCCAGUAAUGUAUGAACACGGAGGAAGCUCACAGAUGUCUUGGAUACAAUCUACAAACUUAAAAAUCUGUCCGUCCAUUGAUUGUAAGGCAUUUAAGACAGAAAACGAUUGUCUAGGAAUAGUAGGCUGCCAAUGGUGCCAUGUAGAUAGCGACGGAGAAACACUUUUACAAACUCCGUUUUGUAGCGACAUGUCCCGAUGUUUCAGAGGCAUUCUUGGGUCUUAUAUACCCCUUAGCGAUGGUAUAUAUAAUUCCCAGUCAACCGAAGAAAUUGCAGUACACGAAUGGCCAUCCGUCGGACCAGUAGCUGGUGGAAUAUUAGCGUUUCUUUUAAUAUUAGGAAUUAUGCUCUUUUGUUAUAGACUUCGUUCUGUGCAAUCUGGUUUAGAACAUCAGUGUUUGCAUAUACAUACAUCGCCUGAUAUGUUACGCAUGACACAUUUAGAAGGAGAUGCAGAACCUAUGGAGUUACAACAAACGAAAAAUAAUUUAGAUUCUCUUAUAAAAGAUAGUAUUCCUCCUAUAUCGCCAUAUAAAGUAUCGACGAACUACAGGAAACCACCUGGAGGUGAUAGCGAUCAUGGGUAUAGUACAAUGACACCCUACGAUGAUUCUGAACAACAAACUUUUGCUGAACCAUUAUUGGUAGUUGGCAAUAACACCGAACCUGAUCUUCGAAGACGAUCUAUUUGCCUUCCGUCUCCGACAACUCAUUUAGGAUCUCCUCAUCAUGUUUUAGCACCUGUUACUGUUCAUUGUAACAUGGAAGCAAAUUUCUGUUAGUGAGUAUUUUAAGUAAAUGUAAUAAAAACCUUGUUAAGGUAAGAUUUGUUUAAUUAAGAAAAAAGUUGGUAACUUUUUUACAUACAUGUUAAGUUUCUACAAACUGCAGUGAUAUAUAGAGAUAUAUAUGUCCAAUAAUAUUAUUUAAAAUUAAUAUUUUACACGAGAACUUUAAUUGUAAUUACAUAUGUUGCAAUAACUGAAAACCUUUUACUGUUAUUACUUUUCUUUUUAUUAAAUCGUGUGUUUUUACUUAAGUGCGACGCGACAAAUCUAAAUGUGUUCGAAUAUUACUUAGAACAAUCAUCUAUUUUUGAUAUAAGAAACAAAUGGUGUAACUGAAGUAUCCCAUAUUAUUGAAAUUACUUUUGGAAAUUUACAUAUCAUUUUAAAUAAUUUUGUACGCAUAAAAUAACGGGAUACUUGAUUCUACAGUUUGUUUCUAUUACGUACGUAGUUGAAAAGUAAGCAUCACAGAUUAAUUAUUUAUAUAUUCUAUAAGUGUAAGCUAUGUAGUUUUAAGAUUUACGAUAAAAUAUUGACCGAUAUAAAAUUAUUGCAUAAUUAUUAGAUAUUUACAUUUUUAUACAUUGAGAUACUAUUUUGGAAAAGAUGUACAGGUUUCUAUUGUAUUAGAAACGUUAACUUCUAUAUCAAAGAAUAUAACGAUUUAAGAGACAA